AUGUUCUUUCUAUUUCAUUGGACCCUUUUCUUAGCAACCGUUGAGCCAAUGCAUUCGGAAACCGUCCCAACAACUAUAAACUACAAUGUUUUGGGGCCCAUACUGAGGAAAAUAUUAUCCAAAAAUAGUUCGAAUCAUGUAUUACGGUUUGAUACUAGUAAAAAUCAGAUCAAGUUGAAGAACGAUAAGUCGAUUCCAGGGCCAAUUUGUUUGGAGUCUCCAUUUAUUGCGUUGCCUAAUUUUGAUAUUCUGAAGCUAUUGGAUAAAGGACAUUGUUGCGGGUAUUGUGGGGAAGUUCUAAAGAUUUAUGAUGAUGGGAAAAUGAAAGAUGAUGGUAAAAAGAAGAAUCGUUUGAAACAAAAUUCCAUGGAAAAGCAUGACCGAUAUAUCAAUGGGCUAGACUGUUCUGACUGUAAUGUUAAAUGGUGCGAUUCACAGUGUAGGAGGCUGGAUUUUAGGCACCAACUUCUCCAUCAUCGUCCUACAAAUAAGACCUUCUCACAUCCUUUCACGGAUAUUAAUGGUAAAGAGAUUGACACGUUUUAUUUUGAGAAUUGGAAUGCUUUGCAGACAGAAUUGAUAGCAAGAGGGUUGUACAUGCUAUACAAUACUAUACUAUGUAUUUUUCAGGUGUAUUUUGAUAGUAGCUUGAAAGAAACAUACGAGUCACUAUUAUGUAUCGAUUCUAAAGAAGCACAAGAACUUGAGGCCUACAUUAAAAGUCUAUUGAUAAUGGAUGCAAGCGUUGAUAUAAAAAAGAUCUGGGAAGGUUUUAAUAAAGUUUUCAAAAAUUAUGGCAUUGACUAUGUCGAUUUCCUCAGGUAUUCCAUCAUUUACCACCUCAAUAACUAUAAUGGAUCGAUAUAUUUGAUAUUCGCCACGUUGACUAAAUCCGCUGAGGUUGAUGCAAAUGCAAAGGUUGAAUAUUAUAAUGGAGCCAUUCAAAGAGAUUAUGAAGAGUUUUCAAUGGUUCCAAAAACCAAAAGUCGGGAUCUUCACAUUGUCAAGCACCACAUUACCGAUGAAACAAAAGUUAGCCAAAUUUACACUAAUCAGAAGUCGUGUAGGUUAGACAAGAAGAUCCUUGAAAUCAGUACCAUCAAGAAAACAACAGCCCAGGAUGAAAUUAUAUUAUCUAAGCAAGACUACACGAAUCCGCUUGAUUUAGAAGAUGAUGAGCUUACAUUUUUGCCUGACCAUACGUCCACCAUUCCCAAGAUAGUUGUGCCUAUAUCUGGAGACACUAACCAGAAGCGAAGACCAUCAAGGGUCUCAUUUACGUCUUCGGGCGCGUCGUUUGGGGAAGGUAUAAUUAAAUACAAUAGGAAUCAAAUCCGAGAAAUGCUUGAAAGCAUGACAGAAACUAUAGAAAAGGAUGAAUUAGAAGAAGUAAUCGACGAUGAUAACGUUUCAUCAGUUGGAUCUACAGUCACCAUUGUCGACAAGGAGAAGCUUGUCAAUAUGGUGAAGAACUUGCAAAUUGCACCGCACGCAACACAACGCCGGAAAAGCGUUAAGUUUGAUGACAACGUUUCUGACAUUUAA
Messenger RNA from Pichia kudriavzevii, 1545 nucleotides. RefSeq lists its product as uncharacterized. The transcript has a single exon. The record is from RefSeq and is a predicted model, not a curated record. The coding region runs from base 1 to 1545 and encodes 514 amino acids. NCBI's taxonomy places the organism in Eukaryota, Fungi, Ascomycota, Pichiomycetes, Pichiales, Pichiaceae.